AUGAAGGGGAAAUGCUCUCGCGCAUGGCUUUUCCAGCUUCACCUCCUUGGCCUUGCCACUACAACGGCCGCUGCGUUGAUAACUGGUUCAUCAAGCGAACCGAAGCAGCCGACCGUUACCAUAGGCAGUAGUCUUGGUGUCACAACCUGCCCAUUCCGGACUGCCAACUAUAUUAAUCAUGGUCUACCGCAACAAUGUCUUAGAACCUCGAGAGUGGUAUCUGCCGGCGGCGGCGCUGUUUAUGCUUUGAAUGCGACGGGGAGGUUGGAGGUUUCUGACGACAAUCCGAGGGCAUCGGCGUCACCGAGCGUGGAGGAAGUUGGAUUGGCCACCACGACAUCAAUAGAUCUUGGACAGAAGUUUGAAAGACCUAUUACUUCACCUUCCGAAGAUACUCCACCGCCGACGGAGGAUGCAGAAACGCCCAUUGAUACUGCGAAUUUCUUGUCUUUCGAGGAAUGGAAGGAACAGAAUUUGGCCAAAGCCGGACAGUCUACCGAAAACUUUGGAGAACGACCACCGAAGGAAGCGAGGAGGAGACCGGGUCCUUUGUCGAGCGCCUUGGACGCUCUGGGCGUUGAUGAUGAGAUCGAAUUGAACUUUGAGGGUGAAACCGAGGAGCAAGGAGAGGUUAGGGUCAGAGAUGAGGCCAAACCGAGCGAGACUCUCGAACCUACCAAGCAUGUCAAGUCGAAGGAUGCUGGGAAAACUUGCAAGGAACGGUUCAAUUAUGCUUCUUUUGACUGCGCUGCUACAGUCCAUAAGACGAACCCGGAGAGCAAAGGAGCAUCUUCCAUCCUUGUGGAGAAUAAGGAUAGCUAUAUGCUGAAUAAAUGUGGUGCGAAGAACAAAUUCAUUAUCGUUGAGCUAUGUGACGACAUUCUUGUCGACACUGUAGUUCUUGCCAAUUAUGAGUUCUUCUCGAGUAUGUUCCGGACAUUCAAGGUUAGCGUGAGCGAUAGGUAUCCUGUCAAGAGCGCUGGGUGGAAGGAACUGGGACUAUUCGAAGCCAAAAACUCGAGGGAAAUACAAGCUUUCCUGGUUGAGAAUCCCCUGAUAUGGGCGAGAUACAUUCGAAUUGAAUUCUUGACGCAUUUUGGGAAGGAAUUCUACUGCCCGAUCAGCUUGCUGAGAGUGCACGGUACAACUAUGAUGGAGGAAUUUCGACAUCAAGAGGAGCAGUCGAGGGGGUACACGGACGAAAGCGAAGAGAUGGAGGCCGAGGCUAUCGCAGAACCCAUCCAAGAAGCGACCAAGGAGGAACAGGCGGCCCAUGAAGCUGAAUCAUCGUCUCGGAUCAUCGCCGAAGAGUCCAGCGCACCAACGAGGGAUUAUGCUCCGCCUAUUCAGUCUACCGCGUCAGUGCCGCCUGAUUCUGUAGGUCCUGCGCUCGCGGAACCAACCGAAAAACAGGACCACACCAUCUCAGAAGCUAGUAAUACACCUGCUGUUGGCUCUGAGCAUCAGGAGAAGGAUGUAAAGUCCAGCUCUUCCAUCAGCCAGAGUCCACCUUCGACUCCUACACCCUCCGCGCAGAAAGAACGCCGUGGGCACUCGUCGCCUGAGACGGACCCAACUAUUACCAGCGUUCCAGUUUCUGAAAAGGCACCUCCAAAGGCUGCUUCUAGGUCUUCUCGCCCAAACUCCAAUGAUAGUUAUCAAGCCCCGAAUUCAAAGGAAAACAACAUACCUCGUAACGCUAGUUCUACUGUUUCUGAUCCGUCUCGCCAGCCGUCUGCCGUGUCCUCAACAGCACCUACUCCCACGACCCAAGAAAGUUUCUUUAAAACCAUCCACAAACGGCUUCAACUCCUCGAGGCUAAUGCUACUCUGUCUCUGCAAUAUAUAGAAGAGCAGAGCAAGCUCAUGCGUGAUACGUUCAGCAAGAUGGAGAAGCGACAGUUUAACAAGUCCGCUUCCUAUCUCGACCAACUUAAUACGACUGUCUUUAAAGAGCUUCGUGAAUUCCGUACGCAAUACGAUCAACUUUGGCAGUCUACAGUGAUUGCUUUGGAUACCCAACGAGAAGUCUCCGAAAGAGAGAUUCUAGCAAUCAGCGCUCGACUGACGAUGCUCGCUGACGAAGUCGUUUUCCAAAAACGAAUGACGAUAGCACAGUCUUUCCUUAUGCUCGUUAUCGUUUGUCUGAUUGUUUUUAGCAAAACUCAACAUUUGGAAACUGGAAUCGUACGCACGGUUUUCUCAGGAAGAAGUCAGGACCACCUCGGCCUGGAAUCACCGCCUACAUCACCCUCUCCACCGCGCAAUAGGCCAAAAUCCGGAAGGGCUGCGAGCCACAAGCGACGGCUGAGGGAGUACGUUCACCAACGACGGGAUUCGAGCGAUUUGGAUAUCCCGCCUGUUGCGACUCUGAAGCGGAACCCCAUACCCGCACAGUUUUACAGAGGCGCGAGGAAUGUGUCUGUUGAUAGUAUUUCGGAUGUUAUUCAACUCGAUGAUGAUGGAAGUAUAGUUUCACCACCGUUAUUGCCGCAACUGACACAGAGUUCGCCGGCUACGCCUAGUGGGUUGAGGGCUGUGAAGGAGAGGGGGUGGGGAUCUUCGGCGAGUGACGGGGAGUAUAUGACACCGGAUAUGAGAGAGAGAUGGCGGCCGACAAGUCCGUUGUCGAAGGUUAGUGGAGCGGAGGAAGAAAGCUUAGAUGGCGAAGCUGGGGAGCGAGUCCCAGAUACAGAUAGAGCCACGCCGGUGGGUGAUAGAGAAGCCUCGCAGCCUUAUCUGGAGAGUCAGAAUAAUGACUCGGAUGGGGCUGUUGAAUCCUUUUUUUUGUGA
This is a messenger RNA of Orbilia oligospora ATCC 24927, 2793 nucleotides long. RefSeq lists its product as uncharacterized. Bases 1 to 2793 code for a protein of 930 amino acids. NCBI's taxonomy places the organism in Eukaryota, Fungi, Ascomycota, Orbiliomycetes, Orbiliales, Orbiliaceae. The record is from RefSeq and is a predicted model, not a curated record. Gene Ontology annotation, biological process: protein folding in endoplasmic reticulum. Gene Ontology annotation, cellular component: cytoplasm; membrane. The transcript has 2 exons.